AAAACAUACUCUUGUUCCGAGUGUUGACGAUUGAAGUGUACAUUUGGUGGAGUAUAGUUUUGUGAGGCAUAUCUCACGUCACGAAGAGUGCCCAAAAAAUUGAACCUUUUCCAUAGGAUAUACAUGAAAAGUAAUUGAUCAGUGAGCAGUGGUUUGGUGUAAAGAUGAAGAAGCCCUGCGGACCUAAUACCCUUGUCCACCUAUUGCACCGUGAAAGUGGAAAGAAUACUCGACUGUCCUUCCGUCAAAAUCUCUUUGGCGAGCGCCUCAAAGUGGCUCACAAUCUCUUCAGGAAGGACCUCAUCUCCCACACAGGAUGCGUCAAUGCCAUUGAGUUCUCGCGCGAUGGGGAGUACAUGGCAUCAGGUGGAGAUGAUCGAAAUAUCCUUUUGUGGCACUUGGAGACAGCCUUGGCUGAGAAACAGAAACCGUGCCGGAUGAAAAAUCAGCAUCUCAGUAAUAUCUUCUGUCUGGGAUUCAACAGUGACAACACAAGAAUCUUCUCUGGAGGCAAUGAUGACACUGUCAUUGUCCAUGAUGUCUCAAGUGGUGAGACAAUUGAUGUCUUUACACACACAAAGCCCGUCUAUGGGCUAUCCAUAGACUCCACAAAUGAGCAAAUUUUUGCCACAGCUUGUGAAGAUGGGAAACUCUUGAUAUUUGACCUGAGAUUGAGUGCUGAGGUACUCAAUGUAGCCAAAUGUCGAGCUCCCUUUCAUGCAGUUAUGUUUCAUCCGCUGGAUGGGAGUUUUCUGGUGGGUGGCAAUGCCAAGGAAGGCGCUUCCCUGUGGGAUUUGCGUCGUCCCAAGACACCAACUAUUCGGUAUGGAUUCCGCGAGGAUACUUCCCAGAGCUGCAUGAGUGUUCGCUUUAACACGCUCGGGAAUCAGAUACUCGCCCUACGUCGUCGACUUCCGCCAAUUCUCUACAACACCCUCUCUCCCGAUCCCAUUUGCCAAUUCUACCAUCCCGACUACUACAAUUCCUGCACCAUGAAGAGUUGCACAUUUGCCGGAGAGAUGGAUGAGUAUGUGCUGUCGGGAUCAGAUGACUUCAAUCUCUACAUGUGGCGCAUUGGAGAUGCAGACUGCACGAGAACGGACCAGUGGGUGGAUACCAAUCAAGUGGUACUCUAUGGGCACCGUUCUAUUGUCAAUCAGGUUCGCUAUAAUUCCCAGAAGUGUAUGAUUGCAUCGUCGGGUGUGGAGAAGGUUGUGAAGAUUUGGAUGCCAUUUGAUUCGGCUGGAUGGGAAGGGGGCCUGGUGGAGAAGCCCAUUGGUCCCGACAAUCCCAGGCGCAUCUACACACAUGAGGAAUACCUCUCGAUGGUACACAUGGGUGGUCAGAACUUGGCACAGGACUACAAUAAUCAGAACACUGUGGAAGAUCCCAGGAUGAUGGCAUUCUUCGAUUCGUUGGUACAGCAAGAAAUUGAGGGUUGGAACAGCACAGACAGUUCAGAUUCGCACCAACAGACCGAAUACAGCUAUAACAGUUCACGACCAACAUCCUCUCAAUCAUCAGACAGCGAGUCUGUUCACUAUUUCUCCCAGAGAGAUCUCUACAGACAUCGUCUGGCCAACAAUCCAAGCAAACCUCCGAGAUCCAUCUAUCCCAAUCGCAUUGCAUAUUUGAUCGCCACAAAGAGGAAUACCCUGAAGAGAUUGGCCCUCAAGGGAGCAGUCAAUCAUACGUCAAAUCGCGUGAAGAUGGGAAAGUUGUGCGGGCGGAAGGUGAAGAGAUCAGGAUUCAGGGGCAGCCGAAAGAGUGCCACGAGUAAGAGGAUGGGGCGUCAUGGCUCAAAAUCAGCGUAUCGACGUCGAUGUACUGAUCAAAGUACAGACACUGAAGUGCCCAAGAAAGUGACGACAAAAAGGCGUAUUCAGACCUUUCAUCACAACUCACACUUCCGUCUCACAUUCCGUCGAAAAGGAAAAUCCACAAAUCCCGCCACCAAACCUUCUGACACAAGUUCCGAUGAGGAUUCAAGUGGAAACUGCUUUGGGACACCAAGGAAUGUGAGCAACCUUCCCACCACAGCUGUCACAGCCACCUCAAAUUCUAAUGGCAUGAGUACAUGUGAUAAUGCAGCAGAUAUGCCCAGCACCAGUACAGGCAUCACAUCCAAUGGGAAGGGUCUGCUCUUUCGCUUGGCGCAGCAGUCAAUGGAUUCAGAUGAUGAUGAUGACGAUGACCACCCGCCCAGAAUGCCCAAUGGCGUGACCAAUGGACGCUGCACAGUUCCAGAAGUGGAGAGACGCCCCUUAUGUCCCAACAAUGACAUCUACUCCAGUCACUCUAAUUCACGCCUCUCCAACAGCAGCUACCACAAUGAAACUUCCACGAGCAAUGACAGUUUCCUGGAUCAUCACUCAGCUAGCACUAGCAAAGUCAACAAUGGUAAUGAAGCUGUCCAGACACCCAGGAGUGCCACUGAAACCACAGAGCUGACAAAUACACCCGACAGUGGAAUCGCUUCUACACUGUAUCCACACAAUUCAGCAGUCCCUGGGGGAUCAUCAAUGGCUGCCAGUUCAUCUUCAGCCGCCCUGCAAAGUGACAAUGGCGCCAACAGUGUCAACAACAAUGUGGUAGAUCCCGAUGAAGAGGUUGCCGUGUCCUAUAAGAUUUUUCAGCAGAAAGUGGCACGAGUGCGAAGGAACUAUCGUCAUCAUUUUGGCGAUGAAUCGAACAGUGACUGAAGGAGGAGCCAAUUUGUUGGCCAGGAUGACUCACACAGUCCUCAGGGCUACAAAUCGGUGGAUGCGCGUAAGUUUUUAGCAAGUAAUUCAGAUAUAGAAUGAGCCACAAUAUUACCCCCCCCCCCUCCCUCUAAAUAUAAAAUUUGCUUAUGACACUGUCUUGUAAGGAUAAAUAUGAUAAAGAAAUGAAAAAUUGAUGAGUGAAUA
Phlebotomus papatasi is the source of this 2909-nucleotide messenger RNA. Its product is annotated as DDB1- and CUL4-associated factor 5. The transcript is spliced from 4 exons. The record is from RefSeq and is a predicted model, not a curated record. Gene Ontology annotation, molecular function: protein binding. Bases 165 to 2702 code for a protein of 845 amino acids. Gene Ontology annotation, cellular component: cytoplasm; Cul4-RING E3 ubiquitin ligase complex. Gene Ontology annotation, biological process: negative regulation of fatty acid biosynthetic process. Lineage: Eukaryota; Metazoa; Arthropoda; Insecta; Diptera; Psychodidae.